Pocillopora verrucosa is the source of this 4284-nucleotide messenger RNA. RefSeq names its product protein MMS22-like. Gene Ontology annotation, biological process: replication fork processing; double-strand break repair via homologous recombination. Lineage: Eukaryota; Metazoa; Cnidaria; Anthozoa; Scleractinia; Pocilloporidae. Gene Ontology annotation, cellular component: nuclear replication fork. The record is from RefSeq and is a predicted model, not a curated record.
UGGCGGGUAAUUUGUUGUUCGCGGUGGGAAAGAAAAUCCAAACAUGAUGGAAUUUGACUUCAGUGUGGCCGAUUUGCAAGAUCUUUCGGAAUGGCCAGAUAGUCUAGAAUUUGAUGAAUUCUUCGAUCCAAGUGAGGUCCACGAGGAACCAUCAGCGAAACGUCGAAGAACCUCUACCGACAAGUCUCCCAAAACACAUGCAGUUGCUUCUGUGAGUAGAAAACCAGCGGAGUUAAACUGCAAUGGUCAUAUCUCAUCAAACAGAAUUAAAGAGGCACUCUGCCAAAAUGGUUACCUAACUACUGGUGUAUUUAGUGCAGUUCUGCAUCAUGAAGAUCCUUAUCCAGGACUAUUCUCAAACCAGAUUGUCAAGUUGUUUGGAGCCACAUUUGUCUCAGGCAGUGUUCUCCUUCAUCAAAUGGAAACAUUAUUCUUUAUGCUGAGGCAGCAAGUUUUUCGGUUGGAAAAUGAUGGAAGCAUCACAACUUUAUCUGAUGAUGUGCACUCCCGCUGUGUUGAGCUUCGAAGACUGUGCAGUGAAUUCUGUGCAUUCCUGUUGCAUUUUGCACACAAGCAUCUCCACGCAACCCAAGAUUCCGUCCCAGGUAACCCUCUUCUCCGCGAGUGGUUUCUUCUGCCGUCAAAACUUACCAAACAACUGGAAGAUUUAUCGCUGUUUCUCGGCCGGUUUUCUUCGCUUCCCAGUUCUUUUACUAUGAUAAACCCAGUGAAUUCAAUUGGUCCUGUGCGUUUAAAAGCCGGAGGACACUUAUUUCAUCUCCAUCUAGAGCUAAACUGGGCAGCCAUUCAAACAUUAUGUUUGAUCUUAACCGAGCAAGGUCAGUCCGACAGUUUUUCUUCAGAUCAAUUUGUUGAUGUGAUUAACAGCCUGAAAAGAUAUACAUUUUCAUUCCUUUGGGACCUGAUAGCGUUAGCUGUUUCCAUUUAUAACAAGGAAAACCAGUCAAACGUUCUUCAAGUAUGCCCAUUUCCCUGUGGCUGCGUGGGUGAACUGUGGAUCAUGUUGAUCCAUUUGAUGGAUCAUCUAAGCACCAAAACAGAUCUCGAGUCAUUCUGGUCAGCGGUUUCUUCCAUCAUGUCAGAGAUUCUUUAUCCCAAGGAGUCUGAGCCCGACAGUCAGGACUCUACCGUGCAGCCCUGGGCCCAGUCCUGUGCUCCUCCAGAUUUCACAGUGAAGACGCCUGUUAAUUUCUGUUGGUGGCUUUUGACGCAUUUGUCCCCACUUUACUGGUUUACAGACAAAGGGGUGUACUUCCAGAGGAAAAAGAGUUGUGUUCCUGGAAACUGGGUGCUUGCCCAAGAUCUACUCAAAGCAUCUCUUCUAAACAACAAGGAGAGUCAUGAAGAAUCCCGCUGCCGCUACUCCCUUCGCUGUUGUGUUUCGUUGUCUUAUCAUUGGUCAGCAAAUUCUGAUCUUAUUCUGUGGCUUUGGGAUUUCUUUCACAAGAGAUUGAACAAUUCAUUUCACGUUCCUGAGCAAUCUAUGCAUGGCUUUGGUCUUGUCAGCUUAUCUUCUCUUCAGUGGACGGAGCAGUGUUUGAACAGGUCUAAGGCUUCACAUCAAGGCAGUGUUGUUCCAGAGCAUGAAUCCAGUUUCACUCUCUUCUUACGGCUGGUGUCAGUUCACCUCACCAAAUUACUUAAGAGUGGAUCGUUACAGGCCUGGAAACAGAUGAAGGGCAGAUUCUACUCAAAGUUCCAUAAGCGCCGUAUGGAGGAGUUGAACAUCACAGGACUUCAUCAUUUUAUCACUCUUUUUCUUACUCUUUCCUGUGUAGCUGACCUAGAAGAUGUAGCGCACAAGAUGUGUUCGUUUCUUGACUUGCUGGACUUUCACAAGAUGGCCCAGGAAAAGAAAAUUAGUGUCUGGAAAGGGCUUUUUGCCUUGAUGCUCAUUUACAAGGAGAAGAAUGUGGAUUUUGGAUACUUGGCGGAAAGAUUGUCGUACAGUUUUGUCACGGUUGCGAGGGAAUACACGAAUUCCUCUCGAGAUAAAACUCAUCAAAAAAACUGCUGGCAGUUGAUCACACUAUAUCUGGACAGUACACAGGAUGUGUUCGAACACAAAAAUAAACAGGACUUGUCUGAAAGUAAACUGAUUGCUGAUGGAUUUCAAUACCUUUUACAUUCGUGUCGUGACAAUGAACUCCGAUACUUGCUGAGCUUUGUACAGACAACUCUGGCGUCAUUAACGCAAAAGUACGGGGAUAGACCAGGAUUCUCAGACGCUGUCAGUGUGAUGUGGAAGCACGUGUUUAGUCACGUGAGGAACCUAACAUCUGACGGUCUGUGUAUCCAGUCGGUACCCAGUCCCUUAGCUGACACGUUGGCCGGCUUUACACUCUCUGCUCUCGACAGAUAUCCUGAGGAAGUCACUGGCACAACUGGGGUGACGUUUACCAGUCUGUUACGGGAUCUUGGUAUUAAAGACGAAAUGUCCGCAAGCUUUUGUUGUCGAUUCCUAUGUCACAUUUUACCCUGUCCUUCGGCAACGACGGCAAUUCAAGCAGAGAACAUGGAAAGAGACAUAAUCCACGCGUGGUUUAGAUGUCUGUUGCAGCUACCACCCUCUCAUGAAGGAUUAACAGAACUAACCAGGGCAGUGGGUAAAUUACCCGAGCUGGAGAAGCUACUGAGGGGCCAGCCUGGAUUCGGAACUGGUGAAAGUAGUGAAACAUCGUUGCAGCUAUUUAUUGUUGCGCUAGGGCGUCAUCACGCAUCACUGACAAAGUUUGACGACUCAAUCCAGUUCCGCGAGACAGUGCAGAGAUACCUGGGUGACGUCAUCAAGUAUGUUGACCACGUGCUAAAAGAUGUUGGACCUGCGAAUCUACUGAGGAUUGCAUAUCAUGUUGCUGGACUUCUGACCAAGCAUUGUUAUAAGAUCAUUUACAGCCGGACUCAACCCAGAUGUCUUUUUCCUCGGUUGGUUGACCAAUUUGUUCUCCCACUUCCUAACAGCAAGAAACCUGUUGCACCUUUGGUCAUGCAGUGUAUCAAAGCACACUUACAUCAGUUUCUACAGGGUCUUGCCUGCCUAGAUUUCAAGAGAGAUGAAUUUAUACGGAGAAAGAUUAAACAAAUAUUCAUCUCGUACUUUCGGCUUUUCAACCAGAUUUUGCCUUCGUCCUCUCAGGCGGCCAAUAUUCCGACUAAGAAUCCUUUUCUGGUAGUUCUCAAAGGAUCAUGUUUAACCAAUCCUGCACCUGAAAACAGCGAAUUCCGCCAAUUCGUUGUGGAGAUCAUUCAAGAGAAUUUCUUGUGCCUUCCGCAGCAGCCUGCGAAUCUAGCGACAACUUUGUCCUUUUUGGAGCAGUUAUUUCGGAAAACGCUCUGUUCUUCUGAGACAGCAAGAAACACCCCAGUUUUGCUGGAAUCUAUCAUGUUUUGUUUACUAACGUGUAAUCAGUUUACCGCGGGAAACGAACCCCCCGAGAUAAGAAGGCAAGCCACUGAAAUCUUACGUUUGAUGGUUGGAGCUUGUACGAAAACGCCGGAAAUGAACCCCAGGGAAGCUCUGUUGCCUCACUUAAGAAAUUUCUUGUACAGUAAAAUCACUCUGUACCAGGGUUUAGUGUUUAAAACACUUGAAACACUUGUCCCCUUCGACUCAGACCUCGUCACGGCGUUGAUACCCGCCUGUAAACAGGCUGUGAUACAGCUCGAACAGAAGAGGGGAGUGGGAACUGACAUGCAAUUGAGAUCUUCGUUUAAGUCAUUUCUGAGUAAACUUGGACACAGCGGCGGAGAGGCAAUCAAAGAUUUCGAGAAGGAAGAUACGGCCACAACAUUGAAUGUAUCCUGAUAGCAAUGGUUUUAAGAGAAGUGAUCAGUUGACACAAAUGCCCUGGAGAAGGACUUUACGAAAGCUGAAGAGGAAUUAAAGGCAACUGCGACAGUCGACGAAGUGAUUAAUGUUUUGGCUCAUAGUGAAGAACACGUUAGAAAAAAAAAUUUUCGUAAAAAGAUAUACAGAAAAAAAUGAGAGUGAAUGAAGUAACUAUUAUUUUCUCUAGCCUCAUUAUUAGCCCAUGUCACAUUUCACGUCGUGGAAAAUUUAAUAAUUUCGAGCAUGAAACAGUUGAUAUGCAUAAUGGGAGAGCUCACUGCGGUGAAGAAUCGUGUUUUUAUUUCUACUAAUUGUAUUCCAAAACCUACGGUAAAAUAAUAAAUCUCUGUCUUUAGAGCAAUUUUUGGGGCGAAGGACUACACCCUUUUUCUUCUUGAAUUCCACCCAUUCACUAAAGUUAACCCCCUGAAAAU